CCAUCGACACCAACAACCUCAGCCGGCUUCAUCAGUAUGUCUAACCCCGAGCCCAAGGGCAGAAGACUGCAUGAUCUGUCGCCCGAAAUCUUCCAACAGAUUCUCACAGACCUGGAUCCGGAGUCUAUCAAGGCCCUCCGCCUGACCACGCGCACGCUCGCCGAGAAGUGCCUAGGGCCCCGAGACCAGCUCAUCCAACCCGUGCUCGAUUUUUCGCCGCAGAAUCUGCGCGCUCUAUAUGCCUUGGCAUGUGACCCCGUCCUCAGUCCGAAGGUGCAUUCCCUGACCUUCCUGGCAACCUCCCUGGAAUUUCGGGAGUUGGAGAAGAGCAUCGAAGUCGGCUACUACGAGGAAGUAGUAGUGAAUGGCCCCAUAUGGUCAAGGGAAGAAGUUGACUAUACUCCCGAGGAACUGGACAAGGCUCAAGCGGAGCUGCGCUGGCUCAAGGAGCAGCAGGAAGCGAGGGCCGCGGAAUCGCCGAGUGAGAUGGUUGAGCUCCUGCAGCGGGCACUCCAGGGCUUCGGCGCGUUGCAGUCGAUCCGCCUAGAUGGCGGGAUCGUCCGCGGACGGGGACGCACCAAGAGAGAGCCCCCGGGCUACAAGCAAUGGAAGCCGCUCUGGGAGAGAGCCUCACAGGUGCUUUCCUGGGUGCUGACUGCAAUGGUGCAGACUGGAGUCUCGGUGAGGGAUCUUGAUGUGUAUUACAACACCGACCGGUGCUGUAUCCCGGUUGAUGAGAUUGCUGCUCUAGCGGCGGGGCUUGACCAAUCACAGCGGGAGUUAUUCGGAAAUAACCUGCAGUCGUUUCAGCUGAGCUUGUCGGGGGCGUUAAAGGAUGCUCAUGUCGAGAAAGCGGAGGAGGGAAAAGAAGAGGUGGGGGAGAAGGACGAACCACUUGAGAUUCAAUUCCUCUUUCAAUCGGCCUCGGCUCUUCGAGAGUUGGAUCUCAGAUUUCGGCGUACCGGCCGGUUAGAGACUCUCCACUGCUACAACUACAUAAUCGACAACAUCUCCAAGAAAACCCAGUUCCCUAUGCUAGAGAAAUGUGUAUUUGCUGGUCUUGCUGUUAAAGAAGAGUCACUGCUGCUUUUUCUUCGAAAACAUCCCAACCUCCGCUCUCUAUCAUUACACGAGUGUCAUCUGAGCUCGGGGUCCUGGACCCCGAUCUUUACUCAUCUACAGUCGAUGUCCAGGCUCGAAACUCUCAGCCUCUCGAAUUUGUUUGGUAAGCACAUGCAGAACCGGAAGUAUGAACAACAAAGGUAUGGUUCGUCGUCUUCUUCUUCAGGUUCCUCGACCUCCGAAUUAGAGAUAGAGGAAGAUGACGAGCAGGAGGUCGAUGGGAUGGUGGUUCUGCUGCCAAUCUGGAAUGUCCCUUCCGAAGACCGUUGGGCCGGCUGGCUUACCGAGUACCCCCAUUCUAAUGGGAGAGCAGUGCACACUAGGGACUUCACUCGCGAGGAACUGGCCAAGGGAUUGGUAUUUCGGCCGCUAGCCAAGGGGCCAGGACGGGCAAUCGGAUCUGCCCAGGGCAUGAAUUGGAGGAAUUCUCGACAAGAGCUUUACGCGCCUCUUAUCGACGAGAAGCGUCAGCUUCCGGUCAAUUCGGUGAUUCUCACCUGCGUGUUCAGUGCUCUCUUGGCUUUGAUCAACGUCGGUUCGGAGACGGCUUUCAAUGCCGUGGUGUCUCUUAACGUAGCCGCAUUGAUGUUCUCCUAUGCUAUCUCCAUGAGCUGUCUGAUCUGGCGCAAGCUCUAUCACCCGGAGGCCUUGCCGCCUGCCCGCUGGGGGCUCGGUCGCUACGGUUUGGCUGUGAAUAUCACCGGUUUGGUAUAUGUGCUUCCCGCGCUGUUCUGGUUCUUCUGGCUGAGUGAGCUUCCCAUCGCAGCUGACACUUUCAACUGGAGUGUGGUAAUCUUCGUGGCUGUUUUUGUUCCAAGUCUGGUCAUGUAUGUUGUCAAGGGGAGACGCGAGUAUGAGGGGCCUGUAACACUGGUUAAAGAAUGCGGCCAUGAUCGGUAA
Molecule: messenger RNA, 2022 nt
Organism: Aspergillus homomorphus CBS 101889
Lineage: Eukaryota; Fungi; Ascomycota; Eurotiomycetes; Eurotiales; Aspergillaceae
Exons: 2
Coding region: 37-2022 (661 amino acids)
Biological process (GO): transmembrane transport
Cellular component (GO): membrane
Molecular function (GO): transmembrane transporter activity
Source: RefSeq, a predicted model, not a curated record